UCAACAUUCUAGUCUUUCUAGUUGAUCAUGACAAAAUUGAAAAUAGAUCAGUUGGACAGGUAGAAUUGAACAAUUAAAUUGAAUAAUUAUAUGGUUACAAAAUACAAAUCAAACUUUGCAUCUGACACCUAUAAGCUAACUAUAAUUUAAAAUAAAUCAUAAUAGUAUAAUAUGAAUAAUUUAGAUUUUUACAAUAGUUGUAGAUAUGAAGUUCUUGCAGAAAUAUCAUUUCAUACUGAUACUUCAAAAAAUCAGUUUGUAAAAUUAUUAUGCAGUCGUCUUUUAGCCCGAUGUUAUCUUAAUAAAUUAGAUACAAGAUGCAUUGAGCCAUUAGAAUCUAAUAAAGAAGAUGAGUGUUCAACUGUUCAAAAGCAGUUUGAAAAUUUAAGUACUAAUGAAUUACAACAACAUGCUGAAUGGUAUGAUUACUGGGAAAAAAAUGGUGAAAACUUUGUUAAUGAAGCUUGGAUUAAACUGUAUGGAAGUUGUACACUAGAUGAACUUCCAACUGAUAUCGAAAAUUUAUAUCAAAAUCAUAAGGAACAACAAUAUCAUAUAUUAUAUUGGAAGUUUAUUAAUGAGAUGAGUUCUAAUGCUUCAGAAACUUCCUCUGAGAAUUUUGAGAAUGAUGAAUGUAGUUUAAAAUAUAGCAAAGAACUUGUUACUGAUGAUCAAGUUUCAAAUUUUGAUUUCCUUUACAAAUAUAAAAAUUUUCAACAACCAAACAGUAAACUUUCCAAAGCUUAUAGGGCUAUUAGUAUAAUGGGAUUUAUUUAUAAUGAUCAAAAUAUGUUUGAUAUGGGAUUUGUUCAAUAUCUUAAAAAAAACAUUAUUAAAUCAACUCGUCAUCUAAAUGUGUAUAGGUUUCCAAAGAUGUGUGCUACGCCUACAUUUGAUGAUAACUUGUUAUUGAAUAAUUCUAAAGAUUGUGUGGAGAGUAAAGUUAAAAAUAAAAAAACAUUAAAAAAAGAAGAACGUAAAGAUAUAAAAGAAAAACAUACUAUCGAAGAAAUGAAUAGACUGGGCUAUAGCUAUUUGCAAAAUAAACCUAAAUUAUUGAAGUAUUGGAAAAAAAGAUAUAUGUUGUUUUCUAAAUUUGAAAAAGGGAUAAAACUAGAUGAAGAGAGUUGGUAUUCUGUUACUCCUGAAAUAAUUAGUAUUCAUAUAGCUGAACGAUGUAGUUGCUAUUUGAUUGUUGACCCAUUUUGUGGAGCUGGCAGUAACAUUAUUCAAUUUGCUAAGACCUGUGAACUAGUUAUAGCUAUUGAUAUUGAUCCAAAAAAGAUUGAAAUAGCCCGUCACAAUGCAGAAUUAUAUGGUGUUGCAGAUCGAAUUCAAUUCAUUAUUGGUGAUUACUUUACUUUAGCACCAACUCUUAAAGCUGAUGUUGUGUUUUUGUCUCCACCUUGGGGUGGACCUGAUCUCAUGAAUCUUGAAGAGUACAAACUAAGUUACAUAAUGCCCGAAAAAGGUGGCAUACAACACAUGAUGAGUUUGACUCGACAAAUCACAUCAAAUAUUGCACUACAUUUACCAAAAAAUACUAACAUUUUCGAUUGUAUUAAAUCUGCAGAAGAUGAUUUUAUUGAGGUACAACAGAAUAUGCUUAAUUCAAGGUAUAACUCUUUAACAGUUUACUAUAGUGAACUGUAUGGACUCUGCGAUGAAGAUACUAUCACGUAUAAUGAUGGUUAG
Molecule: messenger RNA, 1695 nt
Organism: Melanaphis sacchari
Lineage: Eukaryota; Metazoa; Arthropoda; Insecta; Hemiptera; Aphididae
Exons: 9
Coding region: 172-1695 (507 amino acids)
Biological process (GO): 7-methylguanosine RNA capping; 7-methylguanosine cap hypermethylation
Cellular component (GO): nucleus
Molecular function (GO): RNA cap trimethylguanosine synthase activity
Source: RefSeq, a predicted model, not a curated record